AUGCAAAGUGGCCAGCCCCACAACGUUCUCCUGACCGGGGCCUCUGGCUACCUCGGAGGUAGCCUGUUUGCUGGGUUGAAAAGUUACGGCUUGAGCGGCUAUGACAAGAUCUACGCAUUGGUUCGAUCAGACGCCCAGAAGGAAGCAGUCCAGCAAUAUGGCGCUGAGCCCUUGAGCGUGUCCUUGAAGGAUGCCAAGGCAGUCAGAGAUGUGGUUUUGCAGAACAAGAUAUCUGUGGUGUUCUACCUGAUCGACGUUUUCGAAUCGACUGCUCAAGAGAACCUGAUCAAGGCCUUGGGCGAUUUGAGGCAGACCACUGGGCAAGAUGUGCACUUUCUUCACACAUCUGGCGCAAAGAUCUUCUCCAGUGAUGCUGGCGCUCCGACAGACAGAGAGCUUUUGGACACCGACCCCAACCUCUAUGACAUUCAGAAAGGACAAAAAGCGUCAGCCAAUAUUCUUCAGAAGGCGGGUUUCUCAACAGCCAACUUGGAACACAUUCGUCUGGCUAAGAAGAAGCUGAAGACCAUGGGGUACGAUCCUACAUCUUUGCCCCACGGAAAGGGCGCAGGUUUUGGGAACACCAUAUCUAUCCAGACCACGGACAUCGUCAAAGCAGCCAUAGCUUCUGGUCGGGUUCACUCAGUUACGCCUGAUCAGCCUACCUGGCCGGUGUGCCAUAUCAGCGACAACACAGCACUCUAUUUGCAAAUCCUGCGGUCCAUCCUCGAAGGUAAAAACAUCGGGCACGGCAGGAAUGGCUAUUAUCUAGCAGCUUCCGGCAGUAUCGCAUGGGAUGACAUAUAUGCCGCGAUGGCGCUGGCGUUGAAAAUCAGGGGUAUCAUUCAGGACGAGACUGUCGCUCCUGUUGACGACAUCGCUUUGGUGAAAAUGGCACAGGGACUCAACACAGAUCCCUCUCUCGUUGCAAUGAGAGUGGGAGGAAAGUGCACGUUGACGGCUAAACAUGGCGGCCAAAUCGGAUGGAGCCCGCGAUUUGGCCCCACUCAUAUUCUUAAGGCUGCCGAUGUUGAGGUUGAGCACAUUCUGAGAUACUUGGAUCACAGAGCUGGAAAGUUUUGA
Molecule: messenger RNA, 1083 nt
Organism: Colletotrichum siamense
Lineage: Eukaryota; Fungi; Ascomycota; Sordariomycetes; Glomerellales; Glomerellaceae
Exons: 6
Coding region: 1-1083 (360 amino acids)
Source: RefSeq, a predicted model, not a curated record